CCAGCGCGAGCGGACCCAACAUGGCGGCUGGUGAAAGUGCCCUAUCUUAGCAGCGGGGAGAGCGUGAGCCGCUGGGAUAUGGCGGAGGCCGAGAGCUCAGAGCCCGGGCUGGAGGAGGACGAGGAUGACGAGGCCGGGCGGCUGAAUGUCAGCUCUCCGCGUUUUGACCCGUACCUGGCGCUGUACAGCAGCCUGCCGCCGCCGCUGCCUUUCCCCAAUGUCCGCACCUUCAACAACAUUGCCGAGUACCAGAGCUUCCUGAGGCGGCGGCGGCAGCAGCAGGAACCCGGGGACCCGGCCCAGGCCCAGGCCCAGGCUCAGGCCUCCGGCUGCCACAGGGCCCGCGGGCGCCGCCGCAAUGCCGCCUGGCCUCCCCCGGACCCCGACAGGAUCGAGCGCCUCAAGAAGCUGAUGGUGGCCGAGCAGAGCAGCGACGACAGGCCCAGGCCCCUCCGGAGGGAGCGGGCCCCGAAAAAUGUGCUGACCAGGAUGGCCCUACAUGAAGGCAGCCCACUGGGUGAAUUGUAUCGUUGCGUUCAGGACAGGAUAAAGGUCAAUGUCCAUAUUCGGACUUUCAAAGGACUACGGGGUGUCUGCUCAGGAUUCUUGGUUACAUUCGACAAGUUCUGGAAUAUGGCACUUGUAGAUGUGGAUGAGACCUUCAGGAAACCUGUCCUUGGAAAAGCCUUUUACAAUGAACCAGUAUUAACCGUUGGCAGGCUUUUUGAUCGUCUGAAACUACAAGAAAGAUCUGCAAGUGAGGAACCAGGUGCCAAAACUACAGAACAGACAGGCUGCUUACCCGAGAAGUUGGAAGGUGCUAAAGCUGAACAGGAUGACAGCAAAAACCUGACCUGUGCACUUAAAACAGGACUCACGCAGGUAACCUCCGAUACCUUAAACCUCUCUGCACAGAAUGAAGGAGGAGACAUUGAUCGAUCAAAGGGAAACACCAAAGAAACGAGCUUGGUGCUCAGGACAUUGACAGGAGGGAAAAAGAAACUGAGAAAGAAAUCCCUACCCAGGAUAGAUUAUCAGCAGGUUUCUCAAAGACAUGUCAAUCAACUUUUCAUCCGGGGAGAGAAUGUCUUACUGAUUAGUUUCAUGCAAUGAUAUCUGUCAGCACAUUGAACUUUUGUACAGUUAUUACACCAACAAAGUACAGAAGCAGUAAACACACCAUUUAUUCUGCAGAAAAUUUCCAACUGCUUGGAAAUCCGGCUCUUUGGAGCAGAGGAAAUAUUCGGAAUUAGUGUUUGAGCAGAAUCUCUGCUAAAUGAUUUUUUUAAGUCGGCAAGCUUCAGAUUUGGUUCACUUUGUUGGCUAAUUGUGUUUUGCUGCCUAUAUUUUUCAAUGUUGAAUUGCUGAUUGGAGAACCUUUAAUUGCUGUGCUCCAGUAAAUGUUUUGUUUCAAAACUUUAUGAAUGGGGUUGUGUUUAAAACUUCACGGGCUAUGUGUAAUGUUGGCAAAGGUCACAUUAGUUAAGCCAGAAACAGCAUUUUACCAACAUGGCUCUGAAAUUUCCUGUGCUAUAUUUGUGACUAAAUUGAGAAGUUUAUAUGUUAUCUGACUGAGGAAGCUGAGCCCCAUUGCAGAGAAUAGUUACAGGACAAUAUUUGUCAAAUGCAGAAAAGUUUCUGAAGGAGAACAGUUCUUGAGAAAAUACUUAACUUUCCCUACCACUGUUAUGUGGGUCAUUUUUUUUUUGUCUAACAUGUUGGACAGGACCUAAGGGUUCAGGAAUUUCCCAAGACAUCGUGAUUGAGGGGAAUGAUGGAGGCGGCAGUAUAUUCCAGUAUAAAGAGCAUUGAUAGGCCUUACAGCAUCCUAUGUUAACAUGACUUUUCAAUAACCAGCACUGGAUUGUUGAUGGUAAUUACUGACACUGAUAAUUCUACUAAGAUGUCCAGGAGUCAUAGCACAUGCCAUCUCUCUUGCCCAGAUAUCCAGCAGAUAUUUAUCCAAGUUCUGGAUUUACUGAUUGCCUGUUACCUUAAUUGACAGCCCAUCUGUUUUUUAAACAAAAUCUAAAUAGCUGUUUUUACCCUUUCGUCAGGUUGGAAGCAGGAGAGGACAUGGGGCAUGGAUGUAAAUUUGUGUUUCAUUAUUAUUGGUCUGAAGUUACAGCCAGCAGCUGAGGAAGCCUGCUCCAAGAAAAUCUCCUUGUUUCUCAUUGUCUGAGAUACAUGAGGAGAGAGCAGCACCUGUUGUCUGCUAUGAGGCAUAGUAGCCUGAUGAGGCAGCAAAGUUACAAUGGUAUUUGAGCAGAGUCAGCACUGUAGGGAACUGUCUUAUUUAUCUUGCAACCUGGUGAGUCUAUUCUCUCUAGAAACAUAGAAAAUGGAGGAUAAGCUAUUCAGCCCCUUGAGCUUUCUCCACCAUUCGACUAGAUCAAUGCUGAUCUUUCUCUUUCCUGUACUAUCCUUAUGUUCCUUGAUGUCUCUUAAUUUCUAGAAACCUAUUGGUCUAUCUUGAACAUAGAAUCAUGGAAUCCCUACAGACUGGAAGCAGGCCAUUCGAGUCCACCCCACCCUAUCCCUGUAACGCCACAUUUCCAUGUCCAAACCACUCAAACUGUACAUCUUUGGACUGUAGGAGGAAACCCAUGCAGACAUGAGGAGAAUGUGCAAACUCCACACGAGACAGUCACCCGAGGCUGAAAUUAAACCCAGGACCCUGGCGCUGUGAGGCAGUAGUGCUUACCAGAGUCACCGUGCUGCCUACAUACUCCUAAUGCUGAGACUUUCUCAUUGGGUUCUAGAUACUACAAGCUAAGGAGAAAAAUUGUAUAUGGCUUUUGAGCCCUGUAUUCCUCUUGUACGCCUCAAAGAGAUCACCUCUCAUUUUUGAAACUCUACAGAAUAUAGAUCCUGUCUUUUUAUAAAAGCUGGACUUAAUUGACAGAAGUGUCCUGUUUGGCCCCAUAGUCUACUGUAUCACUAAUGCAUCACUCUUACCACAAUUUAGUUUUGAUUCUGUGACUUGUAGUGUUUUAAUCUUGGUUGGAAUACCAUGAUUUACUACUCCCAGCUCAAAACCAGAUAGGAUUCUGGCUGCUUCUCGCUUUCCAGUGCCCUCCCUUAAAAUGAUGUGUGGAGAUGCUAAGUACAGACAGCUGUGAUAUUGCUGUCUGUGAACUCAGCUGCCACAGUCACUGCCUCAUCUUAUAUGAGGUGUGGUAAUAAGACCCUGAGGGACAAUUCAAAUCCUACUUUUUCAGUAAAUUUUGUAGUCUGUGGGCUGACACCAGAUUGUCACUAACAAUACAACUGGAUCUCUAAUCUAUAACAUGAAAGGGAAUCUGUCCCCCACUUCCUCUACCCAGUAUAUCUUGAGAAGUGGCUUGAAGUACAGAUGGGCUUGGGAACAAAUACUGGCCUGCUGAUUUCUUUCCUGUUCUGAAAAUUAAAAAGAAAAUAUGUACAAGCUCUUUGAGCUAAAAUUCCUUGAAUGAAUUGGGAGUUUGUUUAAAAAAAAAAGGCCCAAGUAUUUACACAUUCUUUCACAAUGUUAACAUGAAUUAGAGCCCCUCAAGCUUACUCUGCAAUAAGAUCAUGGCCACAAUCUCGCAUUCCAACCAGCACAUUCUAGGAAGAAAGCCAAGGUUCCGGAGGGCUGCAAACUGGAUUCACCAGAAAAGCUUCAGGAUUGAGGGUACUUUCAGGUAUGUCAAGAAGCCAUGACUUAUCUCGGAGCAAAGAAGGUUAAUGGUGGAUUUAACUGAAGUGUUCAAUAUCAAUUUUAAGAAAGGAGAAGUUUCCACUGCCAGGAGGGUUAUGAACCAGUGGAGUCAGUGAUUAAUACACAGGAGACUAUUCAACUCAUUAAAUUCAUUCUGACUUUGUACAGCAAUCCAUAGUCCAGAUUUAAAAGAAUUAGCAAAAGAAGUGGAAGGUAAGGAUUUUUUUUUGUUUUACAAUGUAGCAGUUUAUUAGAAUGAAGAGCCUUGAUAGAGUUGUGGAUGCAGAUUUAGCAGUAACUUAAGAGGUAAUGACAGCAAUUAUGUAGAGAGAAUGGUGAAUAGAACUAUGGGCUAGCUUUUUAGAAGAAAAGCGCUGAUGGUCUGACUGAUCUCUUGCACUGUACAAUUCUGUGAUUGCUCACACCUUUUGUGGUAUGAGAAUUAUAUAUUUAAAUAUAUCCUAAUUGUUAGUGUAACUGCAUGAUCCCAAAAGCAUACAAACCCGUCAGUUUCUUCAGAACAUUAAUCUGCCCCAAUUCAGAUGCAAACAGAUCUGAUUAUCAGAUAGAUAAAGCUACUCAAAUCAAGGCAGGACUAAUGCAUUUUCCUUGAAACACAGAUUAAAGGAAUGACAUAUCCAUACUGCCUGUACCGCAGCCUCCAGAACCAGAAGCCAUAAGCAUAGCAUUAAUAUCUGAAAUCCUAUUGCUAUGCAAAUCAAAACCUUAAUGUACUAAGUACAGCUUUUAAUAGCAUUUCAGUGGUUCUUAAUUUAAAUGGAAUAUGACAUUUCCCUCUUGAUAUUUGAUUACUUAUUUAAUUGGGUCAUUCUUGCACUAAUGUACCUCUGAAAGCAUGUACGUUUCAUACAGCCCUUUGAUGCCCGGACUUAGAAAGUUGAGUUAUGGAGUGUCCUCAUUUCUAAACUGACAGAUUCCUCAAACAUAAUAUAGUCUUAUUCAACUCUGACAGUGUUCUUAAUGUGUUGUCUGUAGGAUUUUGAGAUGGUGGUCAUGUAAAAUUUGCAGACCAUAUGCCCAUUUAACCUGCGAAUGGAAACAAGCUCAGGUAUUAGUGAUAUGUCAGUGGUAGGAGCAUAAAGAAGUUGCCUUGAAUGUAAGUUAUUUGUAUCAUAAUGGUUCUGCACACUUGCAUGUUUUCCUAUAACAUCUUGGUUUCAGUGCACAAAAUGGAGUGCUGUAGUCUGAUAUAUGCCUGCAUACAGUCACGCUGAAAUAAGAUGGAAGUUAGAUACUGAGGAUACAGCUUUGGGUGAUCAGGCAUAGGGAGAUAUUAGAGAGAGCCAUCCUAAGGAGGGGUAGCCAGGUACUUAAGGGUGCUACAGGUCAGGGUGAUUAUGUUGUUGGCAGAGAUGCUAGAGGGUAUCAUGUACCAGGGUGUUGUAGCUUAGUUAAUGUCUUCAGAGGAGUGUGCAGAAAAAAAAUGGUUUACUGACUCAAGGCAGAAAAACAGCAAAAGCAAAUAAUCUAUUCAAAAAGUCCUCAACUGCUAAUUCAUGAUUCCAGUUUGACAGUGCUGUUUUACAUUGUCAGCUAUUACUGGGGAUUGGAGUUAACAAAGAUAUUUUUCCAGUAGGUACUAGAUUAUUAAUGACUCUGCUCCUUUUUGAGCAGGUGCAUGUUAAUUAAGUUGCCAGCUGCAGGGGUACCAGAUGGCAAAUGUAACUAGUUCACUCCUCACAACAUAUCAGCCUCUGAGUAUCAUGCCCAUUAUAACAUCCAAUUUAAGAGCUGGUUGAUUACCAAGUAUUGUGCUGUAUGGCAGGGAUUUUUAAAAUCCCAUUUUUCAGCCACUGUGGCCCAACUAAUAGUCAAGUAGUAAAAUGUGAUGAACAUUGAGGUAAUGUUUCUCCAGGCUAAAAAAAAAUUCCAAAACAAAAAGGAUCUUGAUGUGCCAUUUGCAUUUCAUAGAAGAACAUGAAGGACUCGUUUCAGCAAUGAGGCAGAUAGAAAAUCAAAAUGUACUUCAGUCUUCAAAUUUAGUUACUGGGCAAUAAGAACAGGCUGAGGGCUGAUGAAAUGUAAACCCAAGUUAAAAGGGAGGCAGCUUUACACCUUGAGUGAGAAUACUCAUCAGACCUGUACUUUGAACACUGUACAGUUCAGUCUAGCCUUGGAUAUUAUGCCAGAUUCAAUAUUUUAAAAAACUUAUUCUUUCAGAAUCGUACACUGCUUUGUGAAAUUGGAUUUCUUAACCCAGUAUCUAAAGUAGCAGUUUGCUGGUGCAUUGAUGCAGUAACAUCAAUCCUAGAGUCAUGAUGGAUUAGUGCUUUGGGUGAAUAAAAUAUUGUGCAAAAUUAUCUGGCGAUAACAACACAGUUUUGUGAUUACACAACCCAAAAGGUUCCUGCUUAUAGCAAUGCUAAGGGGAGGGCCUUUAUUUUCUCCUUCCUCUCCCGGUUCCAUGAUGUCCAUUCCCCAAACAAACUCAUCCUGCAAGUUUCUCUUCUCAACUUUAAUGCCCUUUCGUUUAGGAAUACAAUAUUUUCUGAAUGUUAUCCUUGAUCUUAUUAAAAGGAUUCUGUUGA
Molecule: messenger RNA, 6231 nt
Organism: Rhincodon typus (whale shark)
Lineage: Eukaryota; Metazoa; Chordata; Chondrichthyes; Orectolobiformes; Rhincodontidae
Gene: lsm11
Product: LSM11, U7 small nuclear RNA associated
Exons: 4
Coding region: 79-1113 (344 amino acids)
Biological process (GO): mRNA 3'-end processing by stem-loop binding and cleavage
Cellular component (GO): U7 snRNP
Molecular function (GO): U7 snRNA binding
Source: RefSeq, a predicted model, not a curated record